CGCGGGUCAGUAAAUGUCAUAGUCCACCACCGACAAUCACAUCAGUAACAAUGGCCGCUAAGUUCGUCGCUAUCCUUUCCCUGGCCGUGGCCGUGUCCGCCAUUCCUGUGGUGCCCCUCGCCAAGGUGGCCUACGAGGAGGCGCCCGCCCACUACGAGUUCCAGUACUCCGUGGCGGACCACCACACCGGCGACAUCAAGCAGCAGCAGGAAGCGCGCGCUGGCGACGCCGUGCACGGUUCCUACUCGCUGCUGCAGCCCGACGGCGUGCAGCGCAUCGUGGAGUAUACCGCCGACAAGGAGCACGGCUUCAACGCCAUCGUCCGCUACGAGGGACACCCCACUGAGGCGCCCCACAAGGUCGCCCUCGCCCCCAUCGCCAAACUCGCCUACGCCGCUCCCGUCGCCAAGAUCGCCUACGCCGCUCCCGUAACCAAGGUCGCUUACGCUGCCCCCGUAGCCAAGAUUGCCUACGCCGCCCCCGUCGCCAAGGUCGCCUACGCCGCCGCUCCCGCUCACGUCACCUUCUCUUCCCCCGCCAUCUCCUACCACCACUAGACUGAUAAUUGAGGCUUGUUUUUAUUAUGACUAGUUUCUAAUAAAUUAUUUAUUGAACGAA
Molecule: messenger RNA, 618 nt
Organism: Cydia pomonella (codling moth)
Lineage: Eukaryota; Metazoa; Arthropoda; Insecta; Lepidoptera; Tortricidae
Product: cuticle protein-like
Exons: 2
Coding region: 51-557 (168 amino acids)
Cellular component (GO): extracellular matrix
Source: RefSeq, a predicted model, not a curated record